Messenger RNA from Danio rerio (zebrafish), 1157 nucleotides. NCBI's taxonomy places the organism in Eukaryota, Metazoa, Chordata, Actinopteri, Cypriniformes, Danionidae. The record is from RefSeq and is a predicted model, not a curated record.
GAGAACGGGAAUAUAUAAACAGCCUCUGAGGAAAGAGACCAGAAACAAGGCGAACAAAUCAUUCCCUCCCUCAGUCAACCACACUGAGGCAUACCUGAGCAACGCCAUGAUCUUCCUAAUGGAUUUACAGGUGAUGCUGCUGGAUGUGCUGUACUUCAUCCUGCGCUCCUGUCUGCGGCUCGUGUUCAGACCCCGCACGAAGCCCAUAGACGGCGAGUUGGUGCUAAUAACCGGCUCUGGGGGUGCUUUGGGGCGGCUGUUCGCCCUGGAGUUCACCAAACACGGCGCAGAAGUGGUGCUGUGGGACGUCAACGGGGAAGCUAAUGAGGACACCGCCAAACUGGUGAGGGCGCGAGGGGGGCAGGCGCACGCGUACACGGUGGAUGUGACAAAACGGGAAGAAGUUUACCGGACAGCCGACCUCGUACGGGAGGAGGUGGGAAGAGAUGUGACCUACCUGGUGAACAAUGCCGGGGUGGUCGCCGGUGAGAGACUUCUGGACUGUCCCGAUUACUUGUUGGAGAGGACCCUGAAAGUAAACUGCCACGCUCUCUUCUGGACUGUGAAGGCAUUCCUGCCCCAGAUGAAGGAUAAAAAUCAUGGGCACAUCAUCACUAUAGCCAGCGUUCUUGGACUCUUCAGCACAGCCUGUGUAGAGGACUACUGUGCCAGUAAGUUUGCUGCAGUGGGGUUUCAUGAAUCUCUGGCCCAUGAACUGCUGACCGAAGACUUGGAUGGAGUGAAAACUACUCUUGUGUGUCCUUAUAUUGUGGACACUGGCAUGUUUGAAGGCUGCAGAAUCAGGGAGGAAGUUGCGCUGAUCCUGCCUCCAUUGGAGCCCUUGUACUGUGUCCAGCAGGCCAUGAAUGCCAUUCUGAUAGACCAGCCAUUAGUUUGCAUCCCCAGACUAACAUACCUUCCCUUCCUGGCCAGAGCUCUUUUACCAUGGGAAUCCAAUGCGGUGACAUAUCGCUUUAUGGGUUCAGACAACUGCAUGUAUCCAUUCAUUGAGACCAUGAAGAAGAGAGGAGGCAAUAGCCCACUGAAAGCUGAUUAACACAGAUACGAAUCCUGCAGCCACUGAUGUGUUACAUGUUGAAAUUAACACUGAUGUGUGGGUAAAUCCUGUUUGAAGUAAAAUGAAAAUCUUUUGUUUA